UGUAAUUGUUUAAUAGUGGCGCCUCUCGGUCGUAUUAAAUAUCUUUGUUGUUCAGGCUAAAGCGAAAGCGAACCAAACAAACGAGCUGAGUUAUCGAACAGGAAUCGGAGUGUGUGGGUCAGUCUCCAAUGAAGUGACUUCUUCACCAAAGUCUUCGCCAAAUCCAUUACUCUCCCGGACAGGUGGGCUACCUCAAGGAAAUGAGCGAUACAACGUUGCGCGAUGAUGUAGGAGUAGAUCACCUACAGGAGGAAGCUGAUGAAGGUGUCAAAGAAGAAGUUCAGGAUGUGGCUACACCUGCAGUGAAUGGCUUAAAUUUACCAGAUGACGAAAUUUCAGAGGAAAAGGAAAAUACAGAAGGAGAGGAUGCUCAGCAGCCUGAACAUGAAGAUGAAGGAACUGAUUCGCUACAAGAAGAGGGAGAGGACACUCAGCAACCUGAACACGAGCAUGAAAUAAAUAAACCGCUACAGAAAAAGGAACUGAUCCCAAUGGUAGAUGGAGCUGGAGAACAGAUUCAGCUAGACGAGGAUGGAGAGGACCAUGAAACAAACAAGACCACUAAAAAGAGCCAGUGUGAGGUGGUUGAUUGUGCCUCAUCACCAGAGACCUUAAAAGUAAAAAGCCCAGCAGAGGAACAUAUAAAAGCCGACCAUGCUGCAUCUGAUUCUUCCAAUCAGCGUGGUGAAGAUGUCAGCAACAAAACGGACACAAAGGACAAGAUCUCAGUAAAAGAGGAAGAACCUACCAAACCUUUUAAGGAACGCCGUGGUGAACGUGAUGUUCCUCAUAUUGAUAAAACAGAGACAAGAGAACCUACUAUUACAGCUCAGGACACUUCUGAGUCCAAACCUGCGUUCGUUUAUGCCUUUGCUGCUGUAGUGUUAGCUGUCUUGGCCUAUUGGUUGCUGAGACCCCAGCCCCCACCUGUGCAGAAGCCGUUCACACUGGUGGACGUGUUCCACAAAGAAAUGGACCGGGUUCAGUCCAGUUUCCCCAGCCAACGCAAAGAACUGUGGAGAAGAAGCAGGAUUCACCUGCUGAGACACCUCCAGCUGAGCCAGCCCAGCGAGCCAGUGAGCCUCAUCUUGACUUCUGGACGUGGGGCGGAGAGGACGUUGGGCUGCUUGGCUCAACAGUUAGCUGCUGCCUUUUCCACAGCUCUGAAUGCCUCAGCCCUGCACAUUGAUGGAACAAGUAAAACGACUGAAGACAGUGACCAGGUGAAGCUGGACAUUGACAAAGCACUAAGAGAGGCCUUCGAUGGGGGCAAGCAAGCAGUUGUCAUCCACCGUUUUGAGGAGCUUCCUCCUGGGUCUACGUUGAUCUUUUACCGCUACUGUGACCACGAGAACGCUGCUUAUAAAAAUGUCUUCUUAGCGUUUACUGUGCUGCUGUGGGAAGAGCUGGAAAUCCCACCCAACGUGAGCUUGGGGAUGGUGGAGGAGAGUGUUCAGGAAUAUCUAAAAGAAAAGUUUGUUUCGACAAAAAGGACAGCCACGUUUAACCAGAUGGAUGUAGAUAAGCUGAGUGGGCUUUGGAGCAGAAUCUCCCACCUCAUCCUGCCAGUGUCUGCAGAGGAGAUGAUCGAACAGUAUGGCUGCGGAGGAUCAGGCUGACUUGCUUUGCACAGAGUUGAGCAACUGAACCAGAGUUCAUGGUAAAAAGUCUUAAGGAGCCUUUUCUUCCCUUUGCUCUUUCACUUACUCUCGCUGAGUCUCUCAUCCAGACACUACGUUCUUUGUGUGUGUGAGACCGGGUGAAGUAGGCUUUUAAUUUUUUUUUUUCCCAUUUAAUUUGUGAAGAUAUGCAAGAUCAUGUGAAAACAUGUUUGCUUUACUUUAUAUAAAUGAAAAUUAAGCUUUAUGUGAGGUUAAAUCAAACUGUAAAUUAGUGUUAUAUCCUGAAACGUUUGAGAAGAAAUAUAACAGCUACUGGCUCAGUCUUUCUGAUGAAAAGACUGUGCACGGCCUACAGUCAUUUAGAUGAUAGUCCUAAGAGAUGGACCAAGCUGAAAAUAUAUAUGUUCACACCGGCCAGUCAGAAUGUUAUGACCACCUACUUUGCUAAACUCACUGUCCAUGUUUUCAGCUCCAGUGAUCAUAUACUUAUAAUAUUCUAUAAUAUGUGGCUGGUGGGUCAAUUAUUCUCAGCACUGCAUUGAUUAACACAGAUCAGCAUGGUGGUGGUGUAUGAGAUGUUAGUGUGUGUGUGUGUGUGUGGAUCAAACACAGCAGUGCUGCUGGAGUUUUUAAACACUGUGUCCACAGGAUUUACAGAUGAUACUAAAUAACCCACCACCCAAAUUAUAGCUGCUCUGUGGUAUUUUUUUUUAACAGGGUGAAAGGAGAAUAAUAAAGUAAGCAGAGACACAGAUGGACUACGGUCUGUAAUUAUACAACUCGUGUACUCAUAAGUGCUCAUGAAUGCUAAAACAUAAAUAGACAGUGAGCAUAGGAACAAUAAGAUGACUGGACUGUGUAUAUAGUAUUGUGCAAAAAUCGUAGGCUGUCUAAGACAACUGAUUGGUCAGUGGAUGUUUAAUAUUUUUUAUAUAAAUCUGGUGAAUAAGAAUCAAAACACAUUGUUAACCAACACACAAUAUACAUUUAUUUGAUGUGUAUUUAAUUUUUAAACCUAAAAGGAGCUCAGUAUUUACAGCACACAAUAAUUAGUUAAUCUUAUCAGUCCUUUUAUUACAGUAACUCAUGUAAGCUGCUGGUCGAACCUAAUAAAGCCAUGCAAUGACUGGACUGAGAUGGGAAGGCAGUUAGCAGCCCAAUGUUCUUUAAACUUUGUAUUGUUCUGAUCAGUAACCUCAAUGAAGCAUAGAAACAACGCAUUCUAAAACACUGUACUGGUUUGUUUGUAUUUACUCUGUUAAAAUUAUGUUUUUCCAAUUUUACUAGUGACCUACAACUUUUGCACAGUACUGAAUGAUGCAUACUAUACACUGAGUAGCCAUAACAUUAGCCCCACCUGCCUAAUAUUUAAUAGACCCCCCUUUUUUGUCAGAACAACAGAUGUAAAUGUUUAAGACAUGAACUCUACAAGAAGAUAUUGUCUUUUAUUAGGCACAAAAAAUAAAUCAUAGAAAAAAAAUAUUUUAUUUUUCAAUAUUGUGCAGCUCUACUCUAGAUAAAGAUAAUCAACAUUUUAUCACUUAUUCUUAGUGGUCAGUGGUACUAAUGUUAUGGCUCCUUGGUGUAUAUAAAUACUAAGCUCUUAGCUUUGAUCAUGUCAACAUAUAUUCUCCAUCAUUGAUUAGGCUACAAUUAUUAUACAGAAGCUCAUUACCAGAUGCUUGCUUAAAACAAGCAUUAAUCACAAAUAUGCAUAUAAAUGCAGCUUUACAUAUUAGGUACUACAUUAUGUGCCUUAAAUAAAUGCAAAAAUGCUUCACAGCUUUGUGUUAAAUACAUAUUUUGCAUCAUGAUCAGUAGCACUAAGGGGUUGCAUAAUAAAGAGUGGAUUUUUCUGAUGUGAUUUUUAAUGAAGUCAAGAUAUGUGUGAUUUAUUCCGUGAGCAAGUUGUUAUAAUUUAAUAACCUGAGAUUACUAUCUGGAUCUCAGAAAGCUCAGUUGAUAUGGAUUAUCAUACUCUUUGUUUAUUUGGGAAAAGGGGAAAUGUGUCCCAGUUUUACAAAUAUCAGAUAAUUUAUUUGAAAGGUCAAUAAAGUUUUAAAAGUUGAUGCUUA
Messenger RNA from Astyanax mexicanus (Mexican tetra), 3697 nucleotides. RefSeq lists its product as uncharacterized. Gene Ontology annotation, molecular function: ATPase activator activity. NCBI's taxonomy places the organism in Eukaryota, Metazoa, Chordata, Actinopteri, Characiformes, Acestrorhamphidae. The record is from RefSeq and is a predicted model, not a curated record. Bases 201 to 1619 code for a protein of 472 amino acids. The transcript has 11 exons. Gene Ontology annotation, biological process: membrane organization. Gene Ontology annotation, cellular component: membrane.